Exophiala mesophila is the source of this 2044-nucleotide messenger RNA. RefSeq lists its product as uncharacterized. Gene Ontology annotation, molecular function: zinc ion binding. The transcript is spliced from 2 exons. The record is from RefSeq and is a predicted model, not a curated record. NCBI's taxonomy places the organism in Eukaryota, Fungi, Ascomycota, Eurotiomycetes, Chaetothyriales, Herpotrichiellaceae. The coding region runs from base 136 to 1461 and encodes 441 amino acids. Gene Ontology annotation, cellular component: nucleus; cytoplasm.
UUCCAGAAGCGUCUCGCAUUUCCCAAGGAGGCAAACAAACGCAACCCAUCCAUAUGGUUGAUACUAACCCGGCCAUUUUUGUUCCACAACCUCGAGCAACCAGAGCCCAGACUAUCUGUGGCUCACUUUUGCAAGAUGGCAAACACCAAUGCGCCAGGCGUCAUCCACGCUGAUCCGAAUGAGACUGGAGUCUAUGAAAUCGAAAGCCUUUGCAUGAACUGUCACGACAAUGGCAUGACACGAAUCCUGCCAAUCAAGAUCCCAUUUUUCAAAGACAUUCUUCUCGAAUCUUUCUCGUGCGACCAUUGUGGGUGGAAGAACAACACUGUUAAGAGUGCCGGUCAGAUUCAAGAGAAGGGUUCCAAGUACACCUUCAGAUUGGACAAUGUUAAAGACCUUCAACGACAAGUCGUGCGAAGCGACACCGGUAUCUUUCGUAUCGAAACCAUCGACCUCGAGAUGCCCGCUGCUCCCGGACAAUUGACCAACCUCGAAAGCAUGAUUCUGAAGAUCAAGACCGAUUUGGAAUUUGAUCAACCGACUAGGAAGGAAGCCAGUCCAGAGGUGUUUACGGCUCUCGAGUCCAUCAUUCAAAAAUUGGACGGAAUGCUCCAAGGCGACGCCUUCCCAGUCACAGUCUCGUUGGAUGACAUCUCAGGCAACUCCUUCAUCGAGCCUUCGCCAGAAGAUAAGGAAUCAAAGUAUAGCCGACAGGACUAUCUGCGCACACACGAGCAGAAUGCCCAACUUGGACUGGCUGCAGACACUGAAGACGAUGAAGGUGGCGGUAUGGAGGGAGUGACCGUUGUUGACGAUGAAGUGUUUGAGUUGCAUUCGGAAUGUCCUGCUUGUUCGAAACCAUGCACGGUCAAUAUGAAAAAGACAAACAUCCCGCAUUUCAAAGAGGUCAUCAUAAUGGCCACUGUGUGUGACCAUUGUGGCUAUCGAACAAGCGACGUCAAGACAGGAGGAGAGAUUCCGGAAAAAGGAAAACGCAUCGUCUUGCAGAUCAAGACGAUAGAGGAUAUGUCGAGAGACAUUCUCAAGUCAGAAUCUUGUGUUUUGAGAAGUUUGGACCUAGGUCUUGAGGUCCAACCAGGAACUCUGGGCGGGCGUUUCACAACCGUUGAAGGCCUCCUGAGUCAAGUUCGUGAACAGCUGCACGGGCAAAUAUUCAACGUUGGUGACGAAGACCUUUCAGGCGGCGACUCGAUGACAUCGGAAACUAAAACUAGGUGGGACCAAUUCUUUGACAAACUGGAUCGCGCCAUCAAAGCAGAGUUUGAAUACUCUAUCACGCUGGAGGAUCCACUGGCCAACUCCUUCGUGCAGCUGAACGUCGAUUCUGGGAAUGAUCCUCAGAUCUCUACCGAGGAGUAUGAGAGAACCCAAGAAGAAAAGGAUGACCUCGGCCUCAGCGACAUGAAGACCGAAGGGUAUGAAAAUGACCAAGGUGAAUGAGCACGGAAGGUUGCUGGAUAAAUGAGAACUACCUCAACCGGAAACAGAUGCCUCCGGCGAGACGACCUAUCGAUCUGGAUACCCACUCAACCUGACCCAACCACUGGCUGAAUAGGCUUGAUUGUGUUCAUGCAUCAUUUCUGAGGAGGACCAGACGAACAUUCCAGUGUUCACCAGCGAUCAGUAUUGCCGUACAGCCCGUUGAUGAGGGAUACAUUCGACCAAGAUCCUGGGUUGAGGUAUAACGACAGGCACAUCGAUCCCAGAGUCGGCUACACGUAGCCUCUGAACCGCAAGAACUUCAUGGAGCUUCGUGGAAGCACGAUUCCGAUUCAUACACAAGGCCAUCCUACCCUCUCAUGGGAAUAUCUGGGACUGGCAUCUACCGCACAUGCAUUCCAAGGAAGAGUUUCUAGGUAUAGACCAAAGAAGGCCAGUGUUUGUAUACCAUGUGCACUUUAUGGAAGCACCCAUUCUGUUUUGAUACCCCCGAGCUUUUAUAUAGCACCGACUUAGAGCAUAUCCAUUGACAUGAGCACAAAAUCUUGAUCACGUGGCUUCUGCCUGAGAACCAACCUGAUGC